AUGGAAGGAGAAAGGAGCAAAGUGCGCGCUAAAGAUCGGCCUAAAAUUUUGCAGAAACAUGCAGUGACCGGACGCGCACUCCUGCUCACAUUCGAUGCCUUCUCAACUCUUUUCCACCCUCGCCGACCAGUCUCGGAGCUAUAUGCAUCGGUUGGCCGUUCCUUUGGGCUGCCUGAAUCCAAGCUGACAAGUACACGAUUGGAAAGUGCUUUUAGAACUGCGUUCAAAGCGCAGAGCAAAGCUCAUCCGAAUUAUGGUCGUGAUGAAGUUCUUCGUGGACAAUAUGGAGGUCCCCGACAAUGGUGGAGCGAUUUGCUGAAAGACACCUUUUCCGCGGUGUUAAAUGAAAAUACGGACCUUCCUAACGGGAUGAUUGAGAAAUUACUUGAGGUCUUUGCUAGCAAAGAGGGUUACGCAUUGUACGACGAUGUGGAGCCGUUUUUCAGGGGACUUCAAAGCUUUAAAGCAGCAAACAAUGUAUUUGAUUAUAUUGUUACCGGAGUCAUUUCGAAUUCCGACGACCGUGUGCCGGCUGUCUUGAAAUCGCUGGGCUUGUCGAUAGGCAAUACGCGUGCUGAUAGGGAUCGGUCGAGCAUGGAGCUGCCAGGUUUCGAGCAAAGUGACACAAAUGCAAAGCAUCCUUAUUCGGCAGAAAAUGAUAUCGAUAUGGUUGUAACCAGCUAUGAAGCUGGCCAAGAAAAACCACAUCGUUUGAUAUAUGACAUUGCAGCAAGACAAGCCAAGCAUUUCUUAGCUGCGGCGACUACCUCUGACAACGAUUUUACAUGGACACGUAUACACACAGGCGAUGAUCUACAGAAAGAUUGUAUCGGCGCAAAAGAUGCUGAAUGGACGAGCUUUCUACUGACUCGAGAUGUGCAGAAUGAAAAACGCGAUGCGAGACUAUCGGUGAUAGUAUCCCAAUCAAUAGGGACUCUUUGCUGA
Molecule: messenger RNA, 945 nt
Organism: Talaromyces proteolyticus
Lineage: Eukaryota; Fungi; Ascomycota; Eurotiomycetes; Eurotiales; Trichocomaceae
Exons: 3
Coding region: 1-945 (314 amino acids)
Source: RefSeq, a predicted model, not a curated record